Molecule: messenger RNA, 1558 nt
Organism: Capra hircus (goat)
Lineage: Eukaryota; Metazoa; Chordata; Mammalia; Artiodactyla; Bovidae
Gene: BET1
Product: Bet1 golgi vesicular membrane trafficking protein
Exons: 4
Coding region: 174-530 (118 amino acids)
Biological process (GO): endoplasmic reticulum to Golgi vesicle-mediated transport; vesicle fusion with Golgi apparatus
Cellular component (GO): Golgi trans cisterna; SNARE complex
Molecular function (GO): SNAP receptor activity
Source: RefSeq, a predicted model, not a curated record
CCUUGGGUGACGCCAUCAGCCGGCGCGGUGUUUAGACUUUACUGAUGUCGUGGCGCAUUGGAGGAAGAAGUUGCUGUUUCGCCGGGCCCUGGUCCUGAGGACGCGGUCCAGGUGGUCCCUGGCCUCUUCCUACCCACCCCUCUGCCCGCCUUUCCCCCCGCUCCUCUGGCAGGAUGAGGCGUGCAGGCCUGGGUGAAGGAGUACCCCCUGGCAACUAUGGGAACUAUGGCUAUCCUAAUAGUGGGUAUAGUGCCUGUGAAGAGGAGAACGAGAGACUCACGGAAAGUCUGAGAAACAAAGUAACGGCUAUAAAAUCUCUUUCCAUUGAAAUAGGGCAUGAAGUUAAACAUCAAAAUAAAUUAUUAGCUGAAAUGGAUUCACAGUUUGAUUCUACAACUGGAUUUCUAGGUAAAACUAUGGGAAAACUGAAGAUUUUAUCCAGAGGAAGCCAAACGAAGUUGCUGUGCUAUAUGAUGCUAUUCUCAUUCUUUGUCUUUUUUGUCAUUUACUGGAUUAUUAAACUGAGGUGAUGCAAGUCAGUGUGAGUUUGGAAUUUGUUCCAACUUAACAGCUUGGAGUACCACAUCAGUAAAAAAAAAAUCAGCAUCAAAACAUUCCUAAAUUUCAGCUACUGUGGCUCUUCCCAUCAGAGAGUACUGAAUCUUGUUUUAUAAAUCACACCAGAUAAUACAGUGCUCUUUGGAUCCUGUUUCUUAAUGAUUCACUUUUUGCCCCAAUUUUCAGGGGUAUUGAGAUGUUCUGAGGGUCACUCUGGCCCUAACAAUUUUUUCCUGUUUUUUGCUGUGAGAUUAAAGAGCAGUUAUAAAAUUCUGUUGUGACCAUAAAUGGAGGUUUCCGUUCCACAUAAAGAACUUUGUGGGAGAGUAGCAAUGCCUAAAGAGCCUGGUGCUGUGCUCUUGAGGUGGUGAGCAAGUCUCUGAUGGAUGGGAAAUGUGUUUUCCUGAAUUGUCAUCGCCCCAAUGUUGUACUCUUCUUUCCUCUUCUAUUUCAUUUAAAUUGUAGGCUGAUUUUUUUUUUUUAACCUACAGUUUUCCUAAUAAUUUUUGAUGAUAUGACUCUUCUUCCCCUCCUCUACCCAAGGACCUCAGUCUUUACUAAAACUUGUUAUUUUGGCAUAUUUCUAGUAGGAUCCAAAACAAAUGUGUACCAGUAUAGUUGUCAUUUUAUAUUAACUUUAUAUAUAUAUAACAUUGACUUGGCUUAUAAUAGUUUUAUGAUUUUAGCCACUUAGGCCAUUUGGUUAUCAUUUAUGACAGAAUAAUGUGAAGCUAAAGUAAUUGCUAAGCUCUGAAUGGAAAUAAAAUGUUCAGGAAAAGUAAUUGCCUCUGCUUUAUUAUGUGCUCAAAAUAAAUACUCAGGCAUUGAACUUGGGGUUAAGGGUGCUGUUGUUUUAAUCCAGUGUAUUUGUUUAUAGGAAACAAAAUGCAAAAAUGGACUGCUAAGUAGAUGUCAAAAUGUUGUGAAAUUGUCUGUAUUGCUACUGUUUUGGAAUUUGCUCAUUUAUGGGCUUCAAAAAUAAAAUUUUUAAUAAAACCUA